This is a messenger RNA of Phialemonium atrogriseum, 1619 nucleotides long. RefSeq lists its product as uncharacterized. Gene Ontology annotation, cellular component: nucleus. Gene Ontology annotation, biological process: regulation of DNA-templated transcription; DNA-templated transcription. Bases 31 to 1545 code for a protein of 504 amino acids. The record is from RefSeq and is a predicted model, not a curated record. Gene Ontology annotation, molecular function: DNA binding; DNA-binding transcription factor activity, RNA polymerase II-specific; zinc ion binding. NCBI's taxonomy places the organism in Eukaryota, Fungi, Ascomycota, Sordariomycetes, Cephalothecales, Cephalothecaceae. The transcript is spliced from 5 exons.
CCUCAUUAUCCGCCCCCCCCAAACAAAGACAUGAUGAAGCCACCCGUACAAAUCCUCCGCCUGUCGCGCAAAGCAUGUCUUUAUUGCAAAACUAGCAAGAGACGUUGUGAUAGGCUUCUCCCCUCCUGUAGCCUAUGCAACCGGAGAGGGUUAGAUUGCAGCUAUCCCGGUGCCCGCAAAGCCGAUGUGGAUCGACCAGGGGGGAGCCCACCAACCCCCGAGGCUGCCCUUGGGCGUGACUUUCCUGCCGUCUUCUUCCUAGAGCCCGAGCUGUUCCGUGACGCGCAGAUCGAAAUACCACGACUUACCAUACCCGUGGGGAGUAAGGUUACGCAACUCGUUGGGGACCUAGCCAGCAUUCGCGCACAUGCCCAAGAAUACUUUGACAAUAUCCAUACAUGGCUACCAAUCAUCUCGAAAAAGAGAUUCUAUCAGCACUUGAUAAACCCUCUCUCUCAGAAACAGGUCGAGCUGAACCUUCUGGCCUUGGCGAUGAGGCUCUGUUCUUGUCGACCAGAAGACGCUGCCAAGGACAAUCUGUAUGCGACGGCUAAGCAGUUCCACUUCGAAGCUGUAUCGGCCGGCCUCUUCUCCAUACAGAUACUCCAGGGGAGCAUCCUCAUCGCCCUGUAUGAGCUAGGACAGUCCAUAUAUCCCGCAGCAUUCCUCUCUAUCGGUACAUGUGCUCGUUAUGGAGUGGCACUAGGCAUCGAUAAGCUGGAAUCAGAAGCCGAAGAACAGGAAUUCUCGUGGGUGGAAAUAGAGGAGAGACGGAGAGUCUGGUGGUCUAUUUUGAUAUUGGAUAGGUUCAUGGGUCUCAGCGACCCUCACAGGAGCCUGGCAACUCAAGAUCCCACUUUCGAGAGCUACCUCCCGGUAGAUGACGACGCCUGGGAUUCAGGAACCUCAAAGCCACAAGAUGCCAUGAAGAUGUCCUCGGCAUUCAGCCUAAAACAGGGGCGAUUUGCUCGGCUCUCGCAGACGACACUCCUUCUCAGCCAAGCCCUCAGACAUGCCGCUUCUCCCGCUACGGACCCCAUUCUCUACGACGAAGAAUCAGCCCAGCUGCGCCGCACCUUGUUUGCACUAAUUCAAGUUUCCCACACCGAGGCACAUCUGCGCCAACUCGAGUUCUGCGCACAGUCCGCAGUCACCUACAGCACAAUCCUCCUACUCCAGGAGCGCCGCUGGCGGAGAGAUAAUGGCGAUUUCACGCCCUUGUCUGCCGAAAUGGUCCAACAGAUAUCACCCGAGACCACCUCAGUCAUAACGGAGCUCACAGAAUUGGUCACUCAGCUUCUGGAUAACUGCAUGAGAGACUCAAUCCUCUCUUGCAAGCUGUCCCCUUUCCUCGUCCGAGUCAUGUAUCAAGCCUGUGCCAUAUUGACGAGACUCAACAAGGCCACAAAUGACCCAGUGCGGACUCAAACUAUCAGUCAAUUCAAGGAGCUGUUAGGAAGGUUUGAUCUCCAAUUGAGGUCUGCAGGAACCUAUUUGUCAAUGCUAGAGGCAAAGGAGCUCAUGUGGGAGGCAGCUGGUAGAUAAUCUGCGAGACAUGUGGUAUAGCCUCUCUUUUCAAGAGGUUCUCAAUAUUGGACAUGCCAAGGAAAUUCUGUCCU